UGUUCCCACACCCAUACAGUGCCGUCAGUCUGACGUCUUUUCCUUAAAAGGUCAAGGCAUGGCGAGUCAUAUAAUAGCCGAAAUACGCAACGAAGAUGAAUAAAUUGACCGCACAGAAGGUGUGUCUGCUAGAUUGCGACAAACCUCCAGGCAUUACACAUAGUAAUGACGGCCACAUCUGAACAUCUCCAAGUCUUUGCACCCCUCAGUUGGGCCACACCAUACCUUACAUCUCCCAAAUGGAUGGUUUGCGACCGCGAACGAGGGUCCGAGCCUGGGGAAGACACGGACCGAUUCUGUCGCGACACAAUGCGCGCAAACCACGGUGUGCAAUACUGGGUCGAGCUACACGAACAGCCUAGUAAUCCCGGCGGAAAAAUUACAAAGUCAAUUUCUCUGGUAAAGUUUGGCACGGGCCUAAACGGUUUUCCUGGUAUCUGCCAUGGAGGCGCACUCUUUACGCUUAUGGACGAAGCAAUGUGCUACAUUGUUGUUGCGAACACGGUGGUUGAGCACGGCGUUGCAUUCAUGAAGGCUGGUGAAGACCAAUGGCGACUACAGCUUUUCCACGGUAAAUCGGCACAAGAGGUUCUUAAGGGUCGUUUGGUAACGGCAAGCAUGGACACCAAACUGCUAGCCCCGGUACUUUGUCCAGGUAUCGUUGGCAUUGAGACCGAUGUUUUGGAAGAUAAGGGAAACAUGAUGCGGAUAAGAGCUAUUAUGAGGGAUCGACAGGGCAAGCCCGUCGUUAAAGCCGAGGGCUUGUGGGUGCGAGUCGGAGGUGCAGCAAAGUUGUGAUGACGAUCAGCUGCAAGGGACCAAGGUGUGUCUAAACGGCGCACACGCAUAUAGUCAAUGUAAUGGUUCCUGGAGGUCGGCGUGCAGGCCAGUUUGUCCUUCC
Messenger RNA from Bipolaris sorokiniana ND90Pr, 901 nucleotides. RefSeq lists its product as uncharacterized. The transcript is spliced from 2 exons. Lineage: Eukaryota; Fungi; Ascomycota; Dothideomycetes; Pleosporales; Pleosporaceae. The record is from RefSeq and is a predicted model, not a curated record. The coding region runs from base 166 to 798 and encodes 210 amino acids.